Messenger RNA from Xiphias gladius (swordfish), 735 nucleotides. RefSeq lists its product as uncharacterized. Gene Ontology annotation, biological process: response to bacterium. The record is from RefSeq and is a predicted model, not a curated record. The transcript is spliced from 5 exons. Bases 41 to 706 code for a protein of 221 amino acids. NCBI's taxonomy places the organism in Eukaryota, Metazoa, Chordata, Actinopteri, Istiophoriformes, Xiphiidae.
ACUGACGUUGCAGUGGUGCAGUGCUGCUGUACGCACAACAAUGAACGUCAGCUUGGUAACAGCUUUACUCUGCACCUUCAGCUGGAUCUCUGCCUCAGUUUCUGAGUUUCACACUGUGGAGGUCCAGUCUGGUGAAGAAGUCACACUGCUGUGUACCAACUUUUCUGCUAUAGUCUCUCACAUAUCCUGGUUCAGGCUGGGCAACGAGCCCAGCGCCAGCUGCAUCUCCUCCAUGUUCAGCUCUGAUUCCUCUGCUUCGUUCUGUGAUGGAUUUUGCAAUGAAAGAUUUAACAUGACAUCCAACACCACUACCAUCUUCCUGAAGAUCAAACAUGUGGAUUUAUCUGACUCUGGACUCUAUUUGUGUGGCUUUCGCAGAAAUAGUAACCCCAGAGAACUCCCAGUAUUUUACAGUGCAACAUAUUUAAAGGUUCAUGAAGAGUCUGAUGAACUAACAAAUCCGACGAGUGUGAUCCUGGGAGGUCUAAUUAUUUUCCUCAUUAUAGUUGUCAUUGUUCUGGUUUUCAAAAUCAGGAAACGCCACACAGCACAUAAAGGGGGGCAGAAUCCACAACCCAGUGAGAAUGUGGGCACAGAGGACCUGAACUACGUGGCUCUAAGUUUCCAUCCAAAACCAAAAAGAAACCUUAAGACUGCAUCAGAGAGAGAGCUGGAGCCAAAUGUUGUGUACGCUGCCACCAGAUAGACUCAGGAGUAUAACUGAUGCUUUGUCAU